CAGGCCACAGCAGCUCUGCGUCGGCGGGCCGCGCAGCGUGCAGAGUGAUUGUGCACAUUGACCUGGACUGCUUCUAUGCACAAGUAGAAAUGAUCCGUAAUCCAGAGUUAAGAGACAAGCCUUUAGGCGUGCAGCAGAAAUUCAUCGUUGUUACCUGUAACUACGAAGCCAGAAAACUCGGAGUUAAGAAGCUGAUGUCUGUCAGGGAUGCUAAAGCGAAGUGUCCUCAGCUGAUUCUGGUCAACGGAGAAGAUCUAACCCCAUACAGGGAAAUGUCAUACAAGGUUACAGAGUUGUUGGUGGAGUUUUGUCCACUGGUGGAAAGGCUUGGAUUCGAUGAAAAUUUUGUGGAUAUCACAGAGAUUGUAGAGAAAAGGCUGAACCAGCUACAUCACAGUGGAUGUUCCAGAGCCUGUGUGUCCGGCCACGUGUACAACAACCAAGCGAUCAAUUUGCAUGAUACAAUGCACCUGAGACUCGUGAUUGGGUCUCAGAUUGCAGAAACGUUCAGGGGAGCCAUAUACGCGAGACUGGGCCUCACAGGCUGCGCAGGAGUGGCCUCUAACAAACUACUGUCUAAACUCGUAUCGGGGACCUUCAAACCAAAUCAGCAAACGCUGCUUCUGCCUGAAAGCUGUCAAGAUCUAAUACGCAGCCUGGAUCACAUCCAGAAGGUGCCUGGCAUCGGCUACAAAACCUCCAAACGUCUUGAAAUGCUGGGUGUUAGGAACGUGUGUGAUCUCCAAGUGUUUCCACCUGCUGUGUUAGAGAAGGAACUAGGUGUUGCUAUUGCGCAGCGUAUCCAAAAACUCAGCUACGGAGAAGAUGACUCCCCUGUGACUCCAUCGGGCCCGCCUCAGACCUUCAGUGAUGAAGAUUCCUUUAAAAAAUGUUCAUCGGAAGUGGAAGUUAAAGAGAGAAUUGAAGAGCUGCUCCCUAACCUACUUGACAGAGUACACCAAGACGGAAGGCAGCCGCACACCGUAAGGCUGACCAUACGCCAGUUCUCCUCAGCCGAUAAGUGGCUUAGUCGGGAGAGUCGCCAGUGCCCUAUUCCACCUCACCUCGUUCAGAAAUUUGGGAAAGGAAACAGCAACGUUAUAUCCCCACUGGUUGAUAUACUAAUGAAACUCUUCCGAAAGAUGGUAGAUGUGGAGCUACCGUUUCAUCUCACCCUUCUGAGCGUCUGCUUCUCCAACCUCAAAGAUCUUCCUAGCAGCAAGAAAGGAUCCAUCGGCUUCUAUCUAAAGCAAGCGUCACCACCACCAGGCUCUGGUAAACGCGUCCGGGAAGUGGAAGAUGUCUCACAAAGAGAGGGCCAGAACCGCAAAGAAACUGGAACUACAAAAACCAUGAAACUUUCAGAGGAAAAGAAAAGCAAUGCAAAUGAAGCAGGAAUACCUGACUUCCCAUUCCAUUUGUCUCAUGGUGAUAUUGACCAGGAAGUCUUCAGGGAACUUCCAGAAGAUAUUCAGAAAGAAAUUAUUUCUGGGAGCACAGAAGCGAUCCCUUCUGAGACUGUGACAGGUCAGCCAUCAGCGUGUUUCGCAGAAGAGGGGCAGAGCGCCACCCCGGAUGUUGAGGGACCAAACAGCGAUGCGGACUCCGCAGGGUGCAGCACACAUCUCACGCCCGCUCACGAGUCUGCAGCCGCUGUGGCGCACAGCUCCAGGGCCGGUCGUUCUUCCGAGUAUCCUGGAAGGGCACUGACGAGCAGCAGUAUGGAAGAACAACCUACUGCCUCACUGAACAUCAGCUGGAGAGAUCUGUCCUCUCCGGAAGCUGGAGACAGCCAGGCUGUUCUGCCAGUCCCCGUCUUGCGCAGAGAUAGCCAGCCCCUUGAAAUAACUCCUGAGGAUAAAACUUACAGCAGGCAGGAAGGAAUUGUGUUUCCUCCUGAUGUUGACACAGAGACUUUUUAUGAACUACCUGCAGAUGUGCAAAAAGAACUGCUAGCUGAAUGGAAGAAUCGGGAACCUGUGUCCAAAACUUUGACGGCCAAACCCCCUAGAAAGGCCAAAACAAGCAAAGGAAGAAGGAAUACAGCACCAUGUUCAUCACAGUCUAACAGUUUGCUGAAGUAUUUUAAACCACAGUGA
Molecule: messenger RNA, 2099 nt
Organism: Eurypyga helias (sunbittern)
Lineage: Eukaryota; Metazoa; Chordata; Aves; Eurypygiformes; Eurypygidae
Gene: POLI
Product: polymerase (DNA directed) iota
Exons: 9
Biological process (GO): translesion synthesis
Molecular function (GO): DNA-directed DNA polymerase activity; damaged DNA binding
Source: RefSeq, a predicted model, not a curated record